GUAGGUAUGGUAUACGUACGUACGUACGACGUAUACCUACAUAAUAUACACGGGAGCGAAAUGAGCGUCCGGUCGAAAAUCGGAAAAAAAAUCGUGAAAAAAAUAUAACUCGGUUAAAAAUAUUUCUAACAAUUUUACGCGACGGUACGUAGUCGCGAACGUUGCGGUAAUGAGAGAAAAAAAAAACCAAAAAACCAAAAAACUAAAAAAAACUAAAAAAAAAAAAAGCAGUCGUUGAAAAAUCGAUCGCCGGUCGUGAUUGUAAAAUACAAUACGAAGUUGUGUACGUACGCAGAGGUAAGCGUUGAAGUAAAAGUCUUCUGUGCGAAUGACCUUCGACGUAGCGAAGGUGGACAUCUCGCGAUAUAAUUAACGUUUCAUUUUAUAAAGUACCCGCGGCAGUACGUAGUCGCGAUUGUUCGCACACAGUGCAGAGAAUGCCGAGGUUCAGUGUUUGCACUCGUAGUAGAUAUUGUAUACACAUACGUGUGCACAUCAUCGUGCCCGUGUUACAAUAAACAUAACGAUAACAACGACAUAACUGUGAACUGGAAGUUUGCCGGCGUUGCAGCCGCAGCUUUCAUUCCAUAUCACGUCGCGGGAAUAUAGAAAACCCGGGAUCGGAGAAUGACAAAAGAAUACGCCGCGAUCGGGGGUGGUGCUCGUUAGCGAUGCGGCGUCGUUUAUUCGAAUAAAUUGUGAAUUUUUUUUUUUUUUUCAACCGCGUUACGUGCAGGAUCCUACGAUUCGAAGUCGGAGGAGGACACCAGAAAUCCGUGAUGCCCGGUUGCGUGUACGAGGCAACGCGGUUUCCGCGUGGGUCAUAACCGAAAGUCGUGCCUCGCGGAGCGAGAGAUGUACAGUUACGUGCCCCGGGGAAACUAUCUAACCGAGAGCCGUGGAAGAGUAUCAAAAGUUCCGCAGCUGUGGUAUCGAGGAAGGAAAAAACAUUUUUCAGUACCGAUUUAGCGACUAUAGAUAUAGCGUGCGCCUUCCUAUCGUAUACGGCUCGUCCGCGUCGUACGACCUGUAACACAAUACAUCGAGGUGCGCAACGUACGUACAUGCGAUAAUAAUAAUAAUAAUAAUAAUAAUAAUAAUAAUAAUAAUAAUAAUAAUAAUAAUAAUAAUAAUAAUAAUAAUAAUAAUAAUAAUGAUGGACGUUAAAUACGCGAAAAUUUUCUUUCACAAUAUAAGACGCGUACGAUCGAACACCCACCGCCGCCAUCCGAUAUUCUUGUAAAAUCGGAUGCGUACGAAUAUAAUAAUAAUAAUAAUAAUAAUAAUAGUAAUAAUAAUAAUAAGAAACGAGCACCUAAUAAUCGCACGUCGUUAACGCCAACGGUUUACGGGAAACGACGAACCGCGGCGACGGCGGCUGCCUGUACAGUGUUAUUAUUAAUCGUAUACACACGUUUGCUGCCGGAAUUUGCUGACGUUUCUAUAUAUCGUAACAUUUACGUGUGUAUAACGUGUCACAAUGCCGCGGUGAGGGAUCCGGCAUAGAAAGAAAAUACUUUCAACGCCGUUAGCAGGCCAACUUUAUUAGUAAUCGACCGCAACUCCGACCGCUACUCGAAGGAGGUUGCAGAGGCGCUUGAACGCGGCGGACCCACCCCUCGACGAUAAAUACGUUACAGAUACAACGGGCGCACGACGCCGACUAUAAUACGACAACACCGCGACGACGACGACGACGACGACGAUUUUAUACCGCGUUUAUACGGCGAUAAAUAAUUAGCGGCGAUAUAUAAGAGAGCGACGAGGAUGCAGGAGAGACCGAAUUCCUUGAGGGAUCUUAUAUCGGAUAGCCAGGUAUUUUUGACCGGUGCGACAGGUUUCGUGGGUGGUGUACUUUUGGAGCGUAUACUGCGGGCGGAAUUGCCGCCGAAGAAGGUCUUCCUGUUGGUGAGGAAACGGAGGGGAGCCGACCCCCGCGAUCGAGUGAAGGAGAUUUUUUCAUCGCCGCUGUUCUCAGAUGUUCGAGCUGACCGACUGAAUUUGAUACAAGUGAUCGAAGGUGACGUUGGCGAAGAUGGAUUGGGUAUAUCGAAAUCUGAUAAUGACCUUCUCGUCUCAAAGUGCACGCUGGUAUUUCACGCAGCCGCUUUUAUAUCCUUCGCUGCUCGUCUCGAUAUGGCCAUCAGGAUUAACCUUGAAGGUUCAAGGCAGGUUUUGGACCUCGCUAAAAAUAUGUUGAACUGUAAAGCGAUGGUUUACGUCUCAACCGCCUACGCAAACUGUACCGUGAGGAACGCCAUUGUGGAGGAAAAAUUAUAUCCGACGCCGUGCGACCCGAUUGAUUUUUUAAAAAUGGUAAAAAAGUUAUCACCCGAAGAACUGGAAGCAAAAACGAACGAGUUGAUAGGAAACCAUCCGAAUACUUAUACGUUUACAAAACAAAUGGCGGAAGCGUUGCUGGCGAAAGAACGCGGCCAUGUCGCCCUUAGUAUCGUGAGACCGAGCAUAGUUUUGAACACGUGGAAGAUUCCAAAAAUCGGUUGGGUAGACAACGUCAACAACGGCGCCUGCGGUUUCAUAGCUGGAGUCAAUAAAGGCAUUUUUCGGACAAUUCCAGCGCGCCCUGGGGCCGUGACUGACAUGAUUCCUGCCGAUAUGGUGGUCUCCGUGAUCUUAACUUCGGCUCUUCAGGCUCUUCGGGAUCCGGACAACCUCCACGUAUAUCACUGCACAUCGGGAAUUGAAAAUCCUGUAACUUGGGAAAGAUAUUGUAGGACCGUUGUGAAGGCGGCUCAAGAUCAUCCUUGCAAAGAUGUGCUCUGGUACCCCCAGGCAAAGACUAGUCUGAGCGCCUUCAGAAAUUUAGUUGUUAUCUGGCUGUUUCAAAUUAUACCAGCGAUAUUCGUCGACCACGUAUUGCUCCGUGGAAAAGGACCCUCACUUUACGCGAUGCAGAGGAAAUACGAAAGGGGUUGCAGGUACACCACUUACUUCACGAAGAGAGAAUGGUCGUUCGAUACCGCGAAGGUAUCCGCGUUGGCUUCGAUUCUACCGGAAGAAGAACGGGCCGCUUAUCCGUUCGAUCCGAAACUGGUGGAUUGGGACGAAUAUCUGGAAGACUGCGUUGUUGGAAUGCGUCACUAUUUUCACAAAGAACCGAAAACAACAACUGAAAAAGCUCGCAACAGUAUGAAAAGGCUGAAGACAACCGCCACUUUAACGCCGUUUAUCUGUUUUUUCAUUCUCUGGGGGAUUAAUCUACUCCUUGGAUGUCCCAUGUGGGUCGCUGCAUUCGUCGCUGCUUCUUUGAUACUGUUUUUAGUUUGGGUUUAAUUAUAACGUAUUUAUAUGCGAAGUAAAACACGAAUCGAUCAUUACUUGAAAUUAACCUUUCGUUUAAAAAGUCAACGACCAUAAUACCGGAAGACUGCAAUUGUUCACGAAAAUUUGUUACGAUAAAAAAAAAAACAAAGAAUAUUGCAUAAUUUGUUAUUUGUUAUAAUCAAACCUUAUGCUGUGAGAAUGAACUAUUUCUGAU
Athalia rosae (coleseed sawfly) is the source of this 3499-nucleotide messenger RNA. RefSeq names its product putative fatty acyl-CoA reductase CG5065. The transcript is spliced from 6 exons. The record is from RefSeq and is a predicted model, not a curated record. Bases 1768 to 3294 code for a protein of 508 amino acids. Gene Ontology annotation, molecular function: alcohol-forming very long-chain fatty acyl-CoA reductase (NADP+) activity. Gene Ontology annotation, cellular component: peroxisome. Gene Ontology annotation, biological process: long-chain fatty-acyl-CoA metabolic process. Lineage: Eukaryota; Metazoa; Arthropoda; Insecta; Hymenoptera; Athaliidae.